Messenger RNA from Hemiscyllium ocellatum (epaulette shark), 2176 nucleotides. RefSeq lists its product as uncharacterized. Bases 179 to 898 code for a protein of 239 amino acids. NCBI's taxonomy places the organism in Eukaryota, Metazoa, Chordata, Chondrichthyes, Orectolobiformes, Hemiscylliidae. The record is from RefSeq and is a predicted model, not a curated record. The transcript is spliced from 2 exons.
CCAGCAGCAAGGUACACUCCUCUGGAACCGGGAUCAGCUGCCCGAUCUCCCAGACCAUAUCACCGGAUGGUGGUUAGCUGACAGCACUCAGAUUCCCGAGGGGGAUCGCCUGUUGCUGGGGAGACCACCGAGCGGGAAAGGCAGACUGCCCCAGGAGGGGGAGAGAGCCCGGGGACAGAUGGCUGCGGCCUACCUGACAGGCCUGAGCCGGCUGGCUGGAGUUGCUGGGAGCUGUGCGUCGGGGGUCCCGGGGCUGUCCCUCUGGUCAGGCCUGAUGGGAUUCCGGCUGUUGGCGUUGGUCAUCGCUGACCGCCCGUGGGGCAGUGGGCCCCCCCAGCUCCUGUGUAACCUCUCCUCCUCCUCCUCCGCCCCCUUGGAGUUCUGCGCCAACUCCUGCUACAACCACCACUUCCGCUUCCCCCUCGACCUCUUCUGGCACCUCAGCUUCCUGCUGGCCCUUCUGCCCGUCUUCUGGCUCUACCUGCUGGCCCCCCGCCCCAGGCCGGGCCUAGCCCCGGACGGGCUGAGCGGCGGAGGCGGUUUGAGCCUGGAGGAGGCCUCAGGCCGGGCCCAGGCUCCGUCCCCGUCCCGGAGGUCGCGACCUUGGCCCUCCAUCGCCUGCGGACUUGCCCUGCUGGGCCUUGAGUCUGCCUUCCUGGGGGUCCUGCUCAAGGUCCAGCUGCCCCUGGUGCUGCCCACCUCCAUCCGCUGCACCGCGCCCGCAGGGGGUGCCUGCGUUGGGGCUGGAGGGGGCACCCUGACCUGUAUCCUCACUGCCCGCUCCGACAAGGUGGGGGCGCUCUACGUCAUGGCCUUCAGCUCCCUCCUCAACAUGGCUGUCUCCCUGGGUUACAUCGCCAGCACCUGCCUGGCCCCUCGGAGCUGCUGCCUGACCUGAAUCCACCCUCACGGCCCCCUCCCCCUCCCCCUCCCCGGUCCCACCUCCACCUCCUCCUUCCCCCUCCCUCACCUCCCUCCCCCCGGUAGCCAUUUUGAAGCCAAUCCCAGAUUUCACCUGAGGAAAUCCCUGUCUCUUGGCCCGUCCCGGUCUAUUCCCCGGGCCCCGGCCUAUCACUUUACAUCCCCCACCUCCCUCACAUUGCCCCUCACCCCCCAAACUUAACCCUCCCACCCCUCAUUCCCCUCCACUCCCAGGAUGACCAGGUGGCCUGUGAGCGAGAGGCCUAAGUGGGAAGGCUUCGAGGAGCCCUGACCAGGCUGGAGACGAUGGCCGCCGAUGGGGCCUAUCUCUCCGCUGGGCGGAGUCCGACCUGACGCUGCGGGAGAGGCCCCGUGGCCGUUGGGGUGGUGGUUCACCUCGGCUCCACGGCUUGGCCGCAGGGCAGGCUCUUGGGAAGUGUGCUAGGCCUCAGGCCUCUCCAGUUGGGUUAUUGAUGUCCUGUGCCAGAAGGUAUCCAGAGAGGGAUGGUCGCCGAUGGUUACGCAGUGGCCUGCUCCAUUCGCCCGCUGACUCAGAUACCGACGCAGUCCGUGUCCCAACCUCAGCAAGUUCGGGACAGAAUCCAGGCUCGGGUCUGACCAGGAACAUCAGCAACGCACAAACACCGGGCUACGCUCAUCGACAAGAAGAGACAAAAUAACCAUCGCCCCCUUGACGUUCAAUGGUGUUACCGUCACUGAAUCCCCCCUCUCUCCCACUAUCAACAUCCUGGGGGUGUCCCAUUGAGGGAGAGUCUAACCAUCGCCCCCUUGACGUUCAAUGGCAGUGCAUCCACAAAGCUCACCUGCCCUCUGCCCACCCAUGCUGAGGAUGCCAUCUACAGGGGGUACCGCGGGCACUCACCAACGAUCCUCCGACAGCUCCCUCCGAAUCCCCCGGUGCGCUUGUAUCCCGAGGGACAGCAGAAACCCGGGAAUGGCCAGGGAGCGUCGGCACCCGCCCUCUCCCUCACCCUUCUCUGGCGGGAUUCGGGAGGGCAUCUAGGGAUAGGGGGUCACAUAUCACCCGCCAGCCCAGGGGUGAAUGGGAAGAAGCGCCCUCCCCCAUUGCUCUGCAUCCCCCAGGCCAGAGGAAGGGUCACAGCCCAUGUCCUGUCUUCCCCAUGCACCUACCCACAAUGCCCAUUGCUCCUGGUUUCCCAACCCGGUCUGUCUCCGUCCGGGAGGAACAGGCUGGGCAGGGGGUCUCCGGGGAAUUACCCAGAUGAAAGGCAGA